This is a messenger RNA of Cylindrotheca closterium, 1509 nucleotides long. The record is from the annotation of a GenBank genome assembly. Lineage: Eukaryota; Bacillariophyta; Bacillariophyceae; Bacillariales; Bacillariaceae.
AUGAAAAUCUCUGCUCUCGCCAUUUCAUCCCUGAUGGUGAUGGGCGUAGCAGAUGCUUUCGUUUCCAAUUCCCGAACACCUGUCUCCACGGUCUCAAUGAAGGUCGCUGAUGUAUACGAUAUGAAAAAUCAGAGAGGAGUAGGUGCGACGAGCACAUAUCUAAACUCUCUUGCACCAAUGCCAUCCAAGAGAGAAGGUAAAUCAGAAGAAGAAAUUCAAACGGAACUAUCGUCCGGAAAAGUGAUGGAAGGAGGAAAAGUCAUUGAUUUUGAAGCAAUCAAGGGACCCUCCCACGCCGAACAGGCGCUGCAAACUGCCAAGGAUGGUAUUGUAUCAAGUGGCAAAAAGUACAUUCCCCCAGGAAAUGGAAUUCUCGGCAUCAACGAUGAUGUCGUUUCCGAAGUCGGACAUGAAUUGGGGCAAUUUGCAACCCCCGGGCAAAUUCAGCUAUGUGCUUCCUACCUCCGAUCCAAAGCACCAAAAUCGCUAUUUGAACCAAACCACAACAAUUCAAUAAACAGAGAAGCAUCAUCCUUCACAGAAGAAGAAAAGAAGACUAUCGAUUCCAUAUUGCGCAAAGCAUACGUGGAAUCCGGUGAAGUUACCAGUGCAUUCGCCAAGACCUUCUUUCUGGGAACCCAACUCCUACCCGAGCUUCCAAGAGAGGCAAUAUGGGCAAUCUAUGUUUGGUGCCGUCGGACUGAUGAAAUUGUGGAUGCACCACGCGAUAGCGAUGAAGAAAUGCUAAACGAUCUGGGGUCAUGGGAAAUGAGAUUGGAAGCCCUUUGGAAAUAUGGGGAAGUGGAAGAUGUUUAUGACUUGUGUCUUUUGGACGUCCUAGUUAAGUAUCCCAACCUUCCCAUUACACCAUUUACGGAUAUGAUCCGAGGAAUGUUGAUGGAUGUUCCAGGAUUGGGACAAGAACGUUACGAAUCUUUCGACGAACUUCACCUGUAUUGCUACCGAGUAGCUGGAACUGUCGGUUUGAUGAGUCUGCCAGUAUUUGGUUGUGCGGAAGGAUUCAAUGAUCAAAUUGCAAGAGAACCAGCGCUUUCGUUAGGAGUUGCCUUUCAGUUGACAAAUAUUCUGAGAGACGUCGGCGAAGAUGCCGAAAAGAGAGGUCGUGUCUAUCUCCCACGAGAAGACAUGGCAAAGUUUGGUGUCACCGAGGAACAAAUUCUGGCGAAAAAGAUCGACAAGAAUUACCGAGACAUGAUGAAAUUCCAAAUUGAAAGAGCCAAAAUGUACUAUGAACGGGCCAGAAGAGGUGUCUUCAUGUUGGCUCCAGAGAGUAGGCUUCCUGUGCAAAGUUCUUUGGAUGCCUAUGGCAGAAUCCUGGACAAACUGGAAGAGAAUGGCUACGACUCUUUGACUACACGAGCGUACGUUGGAAAGUGGGAGAAGCUUUCCAUGAUUCCAUUUUCCUGGUACCGAACCCAAGAUAUCAGUCGGUCCCUCCCUCUUCCAGGCGACAAAACCAUUCCCACCUUGGACGAGCCAACGCCAUGA